GACCGCUUCAUGGCGUACAUCUGGCCCCGCCGCUGGGAGUACAGGAGGACCAGCGCGCUGUUCACCGCAGACGGGCUCGCGUUCGACUUGUGGAUGACGCCUGACCCAGCAUUGCCCCCGCUCAUCGUCCGCCCGUACAUGUGCUUGGAAGUUCACGCGGAGCUCAUCUCCCGCAACGACCAG
Messenger RNA from Prorocentrum cordatum, 183 nucleotides. The record is from the annotation of a GenBank genome assembly. Lineage: Eukaryota; Dinophyceae; Prorocentrales; Prorocentraceae.